This is a messenger RNA of Ipomoea triloba (trilobed morning glory), 1885 nucleotides long. RefSeq names its product 7-ethoxycoumarin O-deethylase-like. Lineage: Eukaryota; Viridiplantae; Streptophyta; Magnoliopsida; Solanales; Convolvulaceae. The coding region runs from base 143 to 1681 and encodes 512 amino acids. Gene Ontology annotation, molecular function: iron ion binding; monooxygenase activity; oxidoreductase activity, acting on paired donors, with incorporation or reduction of molecular oxygen. The transcript has 2 exons. The record is from RefSeq and is a predicted model, not a curated record.
GAGUUUGUAUAUAGUAACACUAUUUGAAAGAAUGUAGAAUUUUCAAAGAGCAAGCAUCUAUUUAAAACGGCUGCAAGGAUAAACACUCCAUCCAACACCUCACUAAACUGGCUUCUGAAGCUGCAAAAUUUUAAGCACAGAGAUGGAAACCAUAGCUCUGUUCACGAUCUCAGCGCUGCUCCUUUCAGCCUUGUGGGUUUAUGCAAAGUCAAGCAAGAAAGCCGCACCCUUGCCACCAGGGCCGUUCGGCUUCCCCAUCGUGGGAUACUUGCCUUUUCUCCGCCCCAAUUUACACCACCAAUUCACAGACCUCGCCCACAAGCACGGCCCCAUCUUCAAGCUUCAACUCGGAAGCCGGCUUUUCGUGGUAGUGAACUCACCGUCCAUUGCAAAAGAGGUAGUUCGCGAUCACGAUGCGGUUUUUGCUAACCGCUCCCCGCCAAUAGCGGGAAGAAUCGGCACCUAUGGGGGCCGUGAUAUCGCCUGGUCCCCAAACGGCACCUACUGGCGCGACAUCCGCAAGCUAUUUGUUCGAGAGAUGCUGAGUAGCGCCAAUCUUCGUGCGUGCUACGAGCACCGAAGAGAAGAGGUUAGAAAAGCCAUUAGAAGUGUGAGAUCAAGGACAGGUGAAGCUGUGAACAUUGGGGAAUUGGCUUCUUCCACCGAAAUCCGUGUUGUGGAGAGGAUGAUUUGGGGAAGUACGUUGGGAUCUGAUGAAGCGAAGAUUGAUCAAUUUGGAGCAGAGUUUAGGGAGAUAAUGGGGAAGUAUAUUGCCAUUGUAGCUGAGCCUAAUAUCUCUGAUUUCUUCCCCUGGCUUGCUAGAUUUGAUUUGCAGCGAGUCGAGGCAAGGAUGGAGGGUAUGGUGAAGCUUGUGGACAAUAUUUUUGAUCCCAUCAUUAAGGAAGGUGUAAGAAUAGUUUCUGAGAAAUCUGGUAGCACAACCAAGCGUGAAGAAAGAAAGGAUUUUCUGCAGAUCCUCUUAGAGCUGAAGAAUCGUGAUGACAACGCUGGGAAAUCAUUGGAUUUCCAAGCAAUCAAGGCCAUGCUGCUGGAUAUUGUGAUAGGUGCGACAGACACAACAGCCACAAUGGUGGAGUGGGUCAUGACAUCAUUACUUGACAAUCCAGAGAUAAUGAAAGAAGUCCAGACGGAAUUAGAAGAGAAUGUAGGAAUGAACAAUAUUGUUGAAGAGAUCCAUCUACCAAAGCUCAUAUAUUUGGAUGCAGUUAUAAAGGAGACACUUCGUUUAUACCCAGCAUUACCACUUCUACUCAACAGAUCCCCAACCCAAAGUACACAAGUGGGUGGGUACACAAUUCCUAAGGACACUACACUCUUUCUCAACAUCCAUGCAAUACAUAGAGACCCUCAAGUUUGGGACAAUCCUUUGGAGUUUAGGCCUGAAAGGUUUCUUAACCAAACUUCGUCUGGUUUAGAUUAUACCGGCAAUGAUCAUAGGUUUUUACCAUUUGGAUCGGGGAGGAGAAUUUGCGCCGGCAUUCCUUUGGCUGAGAAAAUGUUGGUUUAUAUUUUGGGUUCAUUGUUGCACUCCUUUGACUGGCAUCUUUCUGAAGGUGAAAAGCUUGACUUGUCUAGUAAAUUUCUGAUUGUCAACAAGAAAAGUGAUCCUUUGAUUGUUGUGCCUACGCCGAGAUUAUCUAAUUUUGAACUUUAUCAAUAAUCUUGUAGAAAUAUGUCUUUAUGCAAGUAAAUGGCAUAAAAGGGGUGGAAAAAAUGAAAAAUGCCAUCAUCAUUGUACGUAUGUGUGCGUAAUAAAUGGCACCUGUACAUCUAUCUGUCUUUGUACUGCAAAACAAGGUUGUUAUUUAUAAGUUUAUGUAUUGUAUAAUUGAUUUGGUUAGUAAAAUUUUAAUUAUAAAAUAAA